Molecule: messenger RNA, 1800 nt
Organism: Exophiala aquamarina CBS 119918
Lineage: Eukaryota; Fungi; Ascomycota; Eurotiomycetes; Chaetothyriales; Herpotrichiellaceae
Exons: 1
Coding region: 1-1800 (599 amino acids)
Source: RefSeq, a predicted model, not a curated record
AUGCCGGAAUUGGGGAGGCAGGCGCAAGGCUCCGACAAUAGCACCCCGCGAAAGAGCUACUAUCAGGUUGUGAACCAUCUGGAACAACAGUACGUGAAAGAUGUAAUAAAACUGGUCGGGAAGGACCUCAAAGGGGAGAAGGAGAAGAAGAGUGGUUUUGUUUAUGUAGUUCAAGAAAGAUCUGGAUCUGUCAAAAUUGGGUUUUCGAACUUGUAUAAUGAUUCACAAUCCGCGGGCGUCGAAAAAUGCAAGUUCAGACUCAUAAAUCGACAACACACAGGCAGGUUUGUUGGAGCCUUCAGGUGCGAGCAGAUUGUCCAUAAGGCUCUUUCCAAAUAUCGAUAUGAUCUCCAUAUGUGCGAGUGUGCGCCAGUGAAGAAACACCGAGAAUGGUAUCGGAUCGAAUUCGAGAAGGCAAUGUCCGUUGUCGAGCUUGUCUGGAGCUGGAUGCUUCUAGCCCCUUACGAAACAAUCUCAGAUGACGGCAGACUGAAGCCUGAGUGGCAGCACGCAUUGAAAACGUUCAUAGAGAGUUUGGAGAGUAAGACACCUCAGACACUAGAAGAUCUGUUCCCAAGGAAUGAUUCCCUGGAGUGGGAUGGGCUUAUACCCCAGCAAACUCCCACGCAUCGAUCACCCUCCCCAAACUAUGACUUUCUCGGAAAGAAAUCUCCAGGUUUCCAAAGGAGCAGCCCUUUGAUAGCCGACUCUGGAACCGGCGAUAGAGGCGGUACGCCUGCCAAUGCUACGGAAUCUCGCUCCGCGGAAAACAUGACGCGUCGCUAUAAAGACGAGACACGAGUGCGCUCUUCUUCAUCAAACUCGAAGGAAUUAGCCCAUGGCUUUCCACUGAGAUCAUCUGAACGAAAGAAACAAGAAUUUACAGAGUCUAAACCGAAAACGACUCCCCAAGGGCGCAAGGUAAGGCAUAAUACUGGUAGCAAGUCGAAUAAUUCACGCGAUCGCUCCCUUAGUUUUGCCGAAACUCCCUCCAAGCGCACUUCUAGAUCCAAAAUCGAAAGUCAUUGGAUAGAAAGCGAUUCAGACGAGGAGAACAGCGACGAAGACUAUAAGAGAGGCCACGAGGAAGAGGACGAGGAAGAGGACGAGGAAGAGGACGAGGAAGAGGACGAGGAAGAGGACGAGGAAGAAGUGCUCGGGAAUGGGGAGGAUGGCGAGCAGGGCGGUGACGAGGUGGAGUUGAAGGAGGGUGAAACACUUGCUGGCACCGCCCUGGACUCGCCGCUUAAAACCGAGGAACUGAGCUAUUCACAUCAAUUAUACCGCACCAGAAGGUCUGCUUCGGGUCUGAAAUCGCCAGCACAAGAACACCAAUCGAAACGGGGAAGUCUCGGCCGAGCAUACAAAUCAUCCAGCGCCAGAGACGAAAGCUCAGAUCCCUCAAAUUCAGACGACGAGCUAGAGGUCUCCAAGAAUAAACCUCAACCACGGGCCUUACUCUUAGGUCCCAGUACAGCAGCAAGGGUAGCCAAGCGGCUGCCCCCAUUUCAUGUUGACUCGGCGGUGGGUAUUGCGUCUGAAGCAAGACGUGAUGGCGGUAACGACAAACUUCUCCCAAGGAAGCAGAAUACAGCACACCACCGGACACGAAGCUUGAGGACCAGCGACCUGAACCCCGAUGCAAAGACAGAGCUUCCGGAGCGACCCAGCUCAUCUGCUGGGGCCAGGACCACCAACGGACGCGAUGUCGUCGGCAAGAAGGAGAGGCCUCGCAGAGUUUUGAGGGUAAAGGCAGAAGUGCCUGUCAGCAGCUCUGUUGAAAAGGCAUUCUUUGGAUAG